GUAAAUACAAAUUCAAACUGUUUAUCUCGUUUUUUACCCGUUCUUAGCCUCAAUUUUAAUUUGGAUUAAGAUUAUCACUUUCUUCUUGUUAAUUUUCAUCAUUUUUUACACUUUUCAAAUUUCCUUAGUGAUUAUUCAUCUGCAUCAUUCAGCAUGACCGAUGAAAAUAAUUUCGUAUGGGAGUUUGCUUGUCCAAAGUUUGUUGAUUUCACCGAUUCAAAAGUAUUAGCUUUGAAUGCCGAAGAAGCUGAUAAAUAUUUUGAAUCUGAACAUGAAUUCAGCUUUUCUUCACGUAAUCUAAGUGACUGUCUCAAAGUUGAGUCACUGUUAGCUAAAGCUGAAACAAUGGCCUCCCCUCUUAAAACACCUCGUCCUGAAAGCGCGUCUUCAGAUUACAGAACUCCACAAAGCAGAGAGGAGCUUGAAACAGAUGAAGUAUUUUACACCACUAGAAAAUAUUUUUUACGAGAAACCGAAUGUAGGAGAUUAACACAAACUGGCGCCUCACCCUAUAGGAUUCCUGGAACUACUACAAGCAAGAAAAAGUCACGCAGAACACCAUUCCAGCCAAAAGUGAUUGAAGAAAAUGCCAAACAAAUUGAAGAAGAAGAGCUUUUGGUUAAGAAUUUAGCAAAAGCUUUAUUUAUUGACAAUGAAGAUGCAGAACCUUCAGCUAAUAAAGGAAAAAUGGUCGAGGAAGCCCAAGGUGAAAGUAAAGACAAUAAUUGUGAUGGUGAUUGUGAUGAAAAAGCGUCCGAGACGGAGGAUAAAGAAAAUACCAAAAUUAUCAUCUCAGAGCCGUCUCCUGAAAAAUCAGUUCGAGAAGAUCAAUUCGAAUCAACUGAUGAAGAAGAACCUAAGUAUUCAACCGACGAAGAGGAAGCUAAAGAUUCCUCUGGAGAAUACGAGGAAGCCAAAGAAGCAGUUGAAGAACAAAAAGAAACUAGUGAAUCAACUGAAGAAUGUCAAGAAGUUGCAGUAUCGGUCGAAGAAAGCAGAGAAGCUAAAGAAUCUACUGAAGAAGGGGAAGAAGCUAAAGAAAAAGAAGUCAAAGAUUCAGCUUCUAUUGGUAGUGAUGAAAAGUCUCCCAUAACUACGAGUGCUCCAAAUCGUAAGCCAACCAAACCACACUGGACUCCAACAAAACCAGUUUCACCAAAACUAACAGCAUGUAAACGAAAGCGAACACUAACUUGUGUUAGUAGAGUACAACAAGAAGAAAAUAUUGCUCAAAGCAUAAAGAAAAACACUUUCAAAGCUACACCAUUUAACAAAAAAACAUACUUGUCAACUCUUAAUGUUGGCGUAAAAAGAGUCGAUCCAAAACCAACUACAAAGCCAGUCCCAUUCCACUUCCACAGUGAGGAAAGGAUUAGAGCUCGACGAUCUAAAGUGUCCGCCGAUUUAUUCAGCAAACUUCCAUCAAAAGCACUAACCACCAAGAAACCUCAAAAACCCCUUUUAUCCUGAUUCGUAUCAUGAGCUCAUUAAAUUCUCAACUAACGCUAAGACCAACUGGUUUACAGAAGAUCAAUUCUAUUAAAUCGCACAUUUUGAUGGACAAUUAUAUCAAUCAUAACAAUUUUUUGCAGUAUAACCGUAUUACCGGUUAUCGAAUCGACUAUCUCAAGAACAUAAUCAGGAAAAAUUGUAACUAAUUUCUUCAUCCAACUAAAUUUUUGCUCAAAAACGAACAAUUGAAAUUGAUUGUAAGACUAUCCAAUUGUUUCAUACUGCCCAAAAAAAGAUGUAGAAUAUUUCAACUGAUUAAAUAUUGGUUUCCAUGUUAAAUAUUCUCAUAACAAUUAAACAAGACUUAUGUGUCGCAAAAA
Molecule: messenger RNA, 1832 nt
Organism: Tetranychus urticae (two-spotted spider mite)
Lineage: Eukaryota; Metazoa; Arthropoda; Arachnida; Trombidiformes; Tetranychidae
Source: RefSeq, a predicted model, not a curated record